This is a messenger RNA of Asparagus officinalis (garden asparagus), 1941 nucleotides long. RefSeq lists its product as uncharacterized. The record is from RefSeq and is a predicted model, not a curated record. Lineage: Eukaryota; Viridiplantae; Streptophyta; Magnoliopsida; Asparagales; Asparagaceae.
UCCCAAUUUACAUCACAGUUUCCCUCCAUUCCCUCUCAUCCCCUCCUCUCUCUCCUCGCUCCCCUCCAUCUCCGCUCCUCAACCAUGGCGCCCAAAACCAAAAAAUCCGCGCCCGAACCUGAAACCGAACCCGAAUCCGAAGCCUGCCGCCUGAAAUCCAUCGCGGAGUCCAAACUCCAAUCCUCCGACUUCAAGUCCGCCCUCAAGUACGCCCGCAGAGCUCGCCGCCUCGACCCAAACCUUGACGGCCUCUCGCUUCUGGUCACCGCCCUAAAGAUCCUCCGCUGCUCACCCUCCGACCACUACAAAAUCCUCCGCCUCGAUCCCUUCUCUCCUCCUUCCCUCAUCCGCUCUCAGUACAAAACCCUAGCUCUCUCCCUUCACCCCGACAAGUCCCCGGGGCUCGAGGAAGCGUUCAAGAGAGUCGCAGACUCGUUCCGGUUCCUAUCCGAUCGAUCUAACAAGAAGCGGUUUGAUGACGAGCUUAGGGUUAGGAUCGCCGGCGAGAAGGCUGCGCAGGCGGCGGCAGUGGCUUUCGUGGAUCUGCCGGUGGAGACGUUUUGGACGGCUUGCGACACGUGUCGGAUAUUGCAUGAGUUUGAUCGGAGGUACGUUGGUCAUCGCCUUGUUUGUCCCAGUUGUAGGAAGAGCUUUCUUGCUGCGGAAAUGAAGGAGGAGGCGGAGGAGGAAGGGGAGGAGAACGUGGAUGCUAGGGUUGGGGCUAGGGCUACGGGUGCUAGGUCGAGGUCAAGAUCUCGGCCUAGGGUUUCGAUUAAUUGGGGAGAUGGCGUCAAGAAGAGGAAAGUUGGGGAUUUUGCCUGCUCGGAGUUGAAGAAGCCUAAUGUUAGAAAGGAGAAGACGCUGGCUGAGAUUCAGCUAGAGCUCACAAAGUCGAAAAUGAAGAUAAAGGAAAAGAAGAAGGAAAUGAGCGGAAAAGCUUGUGUUCAUGUGGAAGAAGAGGAGGAGGAGGAGGAGGAUUUGAGCCUUAUGGCGGUUGAAGAUUCAGACUUUCAUGACUUCGACAAGGAUAGGACUGAGAAGAGCUUUGUCAAAGGGCAGGUUUGGGCGGUAUACGAUGACGAUGAUGGCAUGCCAAGGCUUUAUGGAUUGAUCGAUGAAGUCCUCUCGUCGAACCCAUUUAGAGUCAAGAUGUGCUGGUUGGAUGUGCAGAACAAUGGAGAUGAGGCUUUACUUCUUUGGGAAAAAUCUGGGCAUCAUAUCUCUUGUGGGAGAUUCAAAGUUGGGCGCAAGGUUGACAUUGAUUCGGUGAAUUUCUUCUCUCACUUGGUUGAAUGCGAGAGGGCUGCAAAGGAACUUUACAGGAUUUAUCCGAAAAAGGGUUCGGUUUGGGCUUUAUAUGGCAAGGGAUCAGGAGGAGACGAGGAGGGAAGGUGUUAUGAUAUAGUGGUUUUCCUUACGAGUUAUAGUGAGAUGUACGGGUUGAGCAUGGCACAUCUUGAGAAGGUGGAAGGAUACAAAUCAGUGUUUAAGAGGCUGAAGACUGGUGCCCAUGCUGUUACUUGGCUUGAGAAGGAGGAUGUGAGGUUGUUUUCACACCAAAUACCAGCAAGGAAGCUAUUGGGCGAGGAGGAUGAGAAUUUGCCCAGAGAAUGUUGGGAGCUGGAUCCUGCCUCCCUACCUUCUGAACUACUUGCUGAUCGGGGAAGGAAGCGUCUCACCUGAUGUAAAUCUUACUCUUUGAUUGUGUUAAAAGUUAAAUUGGGCAGUCUGGGCUUGCUUUCAGAAUGUGAUUGUUGUAGAUCUGGUAAGGUGGCAUUAUGGUUUUAUUUAACUUUCUCUUGUUUCCUGUUUGUAGGUUGUAAACAUCCUUAUUAUCCCUGUUUGCAGAUUGUAAUCAUGUCCUGAAAUCUAUGAGGAAUUCAUGUUUAAAUUACCUGAAGUAAAAUCAUUAUGAGGAAUUUUAAUCUUGUUAUUGCUCUU